Messenger RNA from Psilocybe cubensis, 1887 nucleotides. RefSeq lists its product as uncharacterized. Gene Ontology annotation, molecular function: iron ion binding; heme binding; oxidoreductase activity, acting on paired donors, with incorporation or reduction of molecular oxygen. The coding region runs from base 1 to 1887 and encodes 628 amino acids. NCBI's taxonomy places the organism in Eukaryota, Fungi, Basidiomycota, Agaricomycetes, Agaricales, Agrocybaceae. The record is from RefSeq and is a predicted model, not a curated record. The transcript has 16 exons.
AUGGAAUCUAUCCCUCGAGCAUCGCGAAGCGCAUUCGUGAUUCCCCCAGGACCUCUAUACCUCCUCAAGUUAUUGCCCUUCUUCCUCGGUCCACCGACAGUGGCAAUAUCUAUUCUUCGCGCCGAUGCAGUUUUUGCAAAUCGCGCCAUACCGACGUGGUUGUAUAUCGCUGCUGCUUUGCUGGCGCGCCCUCUCUUCUCCGUUUUUCAACGCUAUUACACAAGAUACAGUGUCGCAAAAGCUGCCGCCGCAAGCGGCGCGUUUGUAAUUCCUCAUGUUCAGGAGGAACGGCCUGCGUUUGCGGGUUUGUCCCUGAUGAAACAGCUUGUACAAGACCUCAAGAAUGGCUAUCCUGGGGAUUUGAUCUUGAAGUGGAAAGAGAUGUAUGGAAACGUCUAUCAGUUAAGACUUGUAUCCGAUAAUCGAAUCGUGACUUUUGAACCCGAUCACUUCAAAGCCAUUCUUGCUACUCAAUUUGAGUCUUUCGGCAAAGGCCCCAUCUUGCACAGCCAACUGAAGUCUCUUCUUGGUAUCGGUGUAUUCAAUUCCGAUGGUCUCUGUAUUGAUGAUCAACGCAUAAGAUUCCACCGAACCAUGACUCGCCCCUUCUUCACUCGCGACCGAAUCAGCGACUUCGAUAUCUUCGAGGAUCACGCGGAUCGAGCGCUCAAACUUGCCAAGGAUCGCCUAGCCGAAGGUCAGGCCGUCGAUAUCCAGGAUUUAACAUCGCGCUUCACGCUUGACUCCGCUACUCAAUAUCUUUUCGGGCAUGACGUCCAAUCCCUCUCUGCCGGUCUGCCGUACUCUCCUGAAUCCAAAGUUCAGAACUCGACCGAAUUUCUGAAUCAUCCCUCUAACGUGUUCGCUGAUGCAUUCCUUGCCGCUCAAAUUCAAGUCGCCUACCGUGCUCGUAUGGGCCCCAACUGGCCUAUGGGUGAAUUCUGGGGUGACAAGAUUGCGCCACUGAGGCGAAUUCUUGAAGAUUUCAUUGAGCCGCCCUUGAGGAAGGCAUUGGAGGAAAAGAAGCAACGGGAACUUCUAGGCGACUCCAAGGUCGAUGAUUCCGAGGGAGAAACUCUUCUAAAAAAUCUUGUCCAGGAAACGCAAGAUUUCGACGUCCUCAAGGAUGAGAUGAUUAAUCUUCUCGUGGCAGGUCGCGAUACUACGUCGACAACGUUAACAUAUGCAUUUUAUAUGCUCGCAGAACACCCAGACAUCGCAGAGCGUCUCCGAAAUGAAAUACUUGAUAUUGUUGGUCCGACGAAUAGGCCUUCAUACGAUAACCUCCGGGAUCUAAAGUACUUGAGAGCAUUUUUGAACGGUCGGUCAUACUUUCAUAACGUAUAUGCUUAUCACCUCAUUAUGAACUUUCUCCAUAUAGAGGUGUUGAGGCUUUACCCACCAGUCCCAUUCAACAGCCGCAUGUCCACUGAAGCCGCUAUAUGGACAUCUCGAACUCCUGGAUCCAAGCCAUACUACGUGCCAAAAAAUACAAGAAUUCUGUAUAGCAUUUUCCAUAUGCACCGCAGAACAGACUUGUGGGGUCCCGAUGCGGAAGAAUUCGACCCCGACCGUUUCCUAGACGAACGCCUACACAAGUACAUCACACCUAACCCUUACAUCUUCCUUCCAUUCAACGCAGGUCCUCGUAUCUGUCUCGGCCAACAGUUCGCCCUCCAGGAAGCAUCUUUCUUCCUUGUCAAAAUGCUGCAGCAAUUUACCAACUUCAGGCUCGCUCCCGAUGCUCAGCCUGAGGACAGCAAACCUCCGGCGAGCUGGGCUGAAGGAAGUGGAAGACGGGCGACAGAAAAGAUUAGACCUGCUAUGCACCUCACAUUGUUUGUGAAGGGAGGUCUUUGGGGACGCAUGGACGAAGUUAAAGCAUAA